AGUCUCCAGCAGGUCAGAAGACCCAGCUGUGCUCAAGCGUGUCAGCCGCACAGCAGCAGCGUGGGCCCCUGGCAAGUCCGUGGCUCCCCCUGACUCCCCAGUCAUGUCCUGGCAGCUCUCUCCAGCGAUGAUGCUCUUCAUGUUCCUGGCCGUGAUUUUUUAUUACGGCAGUCAAGUAAGAGGGUUUCCAGAGGUCACAGACUCUUCUCAGCCCACGACAGCAGCAACUGUCCAGGCCACAGCAAAACCUUCUUUUCUUCAAACAACUAACCAAGAGCCUCACAAAACAACAGCAGCAAGAUCGACCAGUGGUCCCGUCACCUCUCAGAUAGCUGCCACGACAUCUGACUCUGAGACCUCAGCUACACACACAACAGCACAACCUCCAACAACUGCAAACAGUACCCUAGCCACCUUGGUAACUGCAAACAGCACCCUAGCCACCUUGGUAACUGCAAACAGCACCCUAGCCACCAGCCCAACAAACCACACCAUAAUCACAACCCAGGCCACACCCAGCAGCUCCCACACAGCUGCUCCAGUCACUGAGGCUACGAUCGGCCCCAGUGCAGCUUCCGCUUCACUGCCCACCACCACACCUCCCCCAGCCCAUCCGACGGGCACCAGCCCAUGGACUGUCAGCCACACAGCUGGGAAGACCGUCCCACCCAGUAACCAGACCACCUUUCCAUCAACUUUUUCCACCUCAUCACACAUCAGCACAACCAGUCAGAAUCCCAGUCAACCCACCCAUGCUCCAGAAACAGCCACCACUGCACACAAUGCCACCCAAACUGCCUCACCCGCCACCGUGGCUCCUGGACCCACCCUUGCACCUCAGCCAUCAUCAGUCAAGACUGGAAUUUAUCAGGUUCUAAAUGGAAGCAGGCUCUGCAUCAAAGCAGAGAUGGGGAUAGAGCUGACGGUUCAAGACAGAGAGUCGCGAUACUUCAACAUCGACCCCAAUGCAACCCAAGCCUCCGGGAAUUGUGGCUUCCGGAAUGCCAACCUUCUCCUGAACUUCCAGGGCGGAUUUGUGAAUCUCACAUUCACCAAGGAUGAAAACUCCUACUACAUCAGUGAGGUGGAAGCCCAUUUGACGGUCUCAAACCCAGAGAAAAGUUACCACGGCCUGAAGAGUGGUGUGACGGUGUUUGAGACCGUGAUUGGGCAUUCCUUCAAGUGCGUGAGUGAGCAGAGUGUCCAGCUGUCAGCCUCCCUUCAACUGAAGACAAUGAAUGUCCAACUCCAAGCCUUUGAUUUUGAAGAUGACCACUUUGGAAAUGUGGACGAGUGUUCGUCUGACUACACAAUUGUGCUGCCUGUGAUUGGGGCCAUCGUGCUGGGCCUCUGCGCCGUGGGUUUGAUUGUCUAUGGAAUCCGCCUCAGGCGUGAAUCAUCUGGAUACCAGAGAAUUUAAUUGGUGCCCAGGGGAAAAGAAAACAAUGGAGUUUAGAGAAUUCUUUCAUUGUUUCCAGGAUACUGGGCACUUCCCUUAGAGUGUGGGUCCUUCCAACAAUGUAAACCAUCUUUCACAAAAACCAAGUCAUUUCUGAUUCAAGUUCAAGCAGAACAUCAAUUUCUGAAUUUAUUUUAUUUUAGGAAAAAUCUAAUGAGUUCUUUAAGAGUAUUUUCUAGUUUCCUAAAAAUAUCUUAAUGAUUCAAAGUCAAUAUUUGAGAUACGUUAAAUUAACGUAACUUAUGUAAAGUGGGAUAUGCCUCCAAUUUAUAAACCAAAGCAUCUAAUGUAAUUAACACUACCUGUGUUCAACCUGGGGACUUGAUUUCAUCCUUUAUCUUUUUCAUUUUAAAAAGUGCCUAUGCUUUGUCUAUAAAAAUGGUAUUACAAUCCUUUAGUUUUUAUGUCUUAUAUGACAAACAUGCUGGCGAUCUACUAACUCCCUUCUACCUUAAAUUGUUUUUUAAUUAUCAAAAAGGACAAUAUUCUACAGGAAGAGCCUAGGUUUUUGGCCUGACAUCAACAAGAGGAACAAGUCAGCUUUUUUUUUGUAUCUGAUUAUUCCCCAGAAUUCCCCUGCCCCAGAAUCAUUGAAGACUAAGAAUUAGGUGGCUAUGGACAACAAAACUGAAUGAUAAGCCAGAAACAACAAUGAUGACCCUUGAUUAUUGAACAUAUACAUACUAGACACUAGGCAAAGCAGUUUACAUAACUUAUGUAAUUUACAUCAUUUAAUUCUCAUGACUCACAGAUGAGUAAACUCAGACGUAACAAAAUUAAUCAUUUAAAUGUCACCCAGCUAACAAGUGGCAGAGCCAGAAUUUGACUUCCCAUUGGUCUGGCACCAAAGCCUCUGGUCUUUUCACUACACCAAGUUGCCUACAAGAACAAGUGGUACUAAGUGCUGCCCAAGGCCUCACACUGGCACAUGCUGCAUUUUUACAUGGGAAGUAUAUUUAUCCAGAAUCAAAACAGAUGAGGGAGAUCUGUUAGAGGAGGACUCGACAGGUAAUAAAGUAGCCCAUCUUUAAGUCCCCUUCUUUACUCUUGUUAAAGAAGAUGGAGGGGUUCCGGAAGACAUUAGUCAGUUUUUUCAUUUUAAUGGGAUUAUUUUGCUGUGGCUCUGAAGAUGAAGAAAUGAAGUCAACUGAAGGUAUUUUAUUUCUUUACAAACAGCAAUUUUCUGCUAACCAACCUUUCUUUCUUGAAGUAGGUCUCCCUCUAGUGGCAACUUGCAUCUUCUGCACUUUUAUAGCCAUGUUUUCUGUUCAUGUUCACUUUAUUUUGUAUAGUAGCCUGCCAAAAAAUAAUGUCCAUGCUUGGUGUUACUGCUAAAGAAAGAAACUAAGUCAGGACAUUAACAGAAUAGAUCGCAUUCCUAUAGCAUUCCUUAGUAAAAGAAUGAUAAUUCAAGUCACCCCAGAGUACAAAUUGACUUUCCCGACUUGUUCUCUUAUGAGUCGAUAGGAUUGGCAAGGUCCUGACUUUAGUCUUAGUAGGAUAUUGAAUUGUAUUAAAAGUUUUUGUAAUAAAAGCCUAUUUUGGAG
Messenger RNA from Phyllostomus hastatus (greater spear-nosed bat), 3006 nucleotides. RefSeq names its product lysosomal associated membrane protein 3 (gene LAMP3). Bases 104 to 1420 code for a protein of 438 amino acids. The transcript is spliced from 6 exons. Gene Ontology annotation, cellular component: membrane. The record is from RefSeq and is a predicted model, not a curated record. NCBI's taxonomy places the organism in Eukaryota, Metazoa, Chordata, Mammalia, Chiroptera, Phyllostomidae.